CGGAUCCGGCACCAAAACGCCGGUCUGCAAGGUCCUCUGCGCGCUGCAGCCACGAGCUGCCGCCACCGCCGGGUCUCGCUCGGUGAGUGACUGUGUCCCUUCCCCGCUCGCCUGCCCCGAGGUGACUGGGGAUUUGCUCCGAGGAGCUCAGGUGUUCGGAGGCGGUGCUGCUCAUGGCCCGACCGGAGAGACGAUUGAGGGCGCCUGACCGGCUGGACGGGUACCCGACUCAGUGGCUGCUCUCUUCAGGAUCCCUGAAAGAUUUGAGUGCGCAGAGGCCUGUCGCCAGCCUGCACAAGACAAGCAAUUCAUGGAGGAAAUGCUGAGAAGUAGGCACUCAUCUCAAGCUUAAGCACCUUGAAUAAGUAUGGAUACCUCUCCUGUGCUGAGAGAGCACUACUUUUUUAGGUGACAUGGUUAUGACCACUGUUGACUUGGCGAUAUCCCUGAGGACCUAGGUCCCAGACAACAGGACAAACAACUCCGCAUGCUUCUUGAUGCCUUGCACUCAGUCCAGGUGCAACAAUGCCCUCGAGAAGUAACUGGCACCUGGAGACACUCAUGUUUCAGUAAUCAGGAAGCAUCCCUAUCGCCACUUCAUGAUCCAGGGGUCUGUGGCUCAGUGAAGUUCCCAAGGUGUACAGCAUGACCUUGCUGCUCCUGGGCGCGGUGCUGCUGGUGGCCCAGCCCCAGCUUGUGCCUUCCCAUCCGGCAGUUCCCGGUCCUGGGCCCAGACAGCAGGAGCUUCUGCGGAAGGUGGGUACCCUCCAGGAGGACAUCCAAGAAGGUGCAGCGGCCAAUGGUUCCACACAGCAGCUACCACAGACCAUCAUCAUUGGGGUGCGCAAGGGUGGCACCCGAGCAUUGUUGGAGAUGCUCAGCCUGCAUCCGGAUGUGGCGGCGGCUGAGAAUGAGGUCCAUUUCUUUGACUGGGAGGAGCAUUACAGUCAAGGCCUGGGCUGGUACCUAACCCAGAUGCCCUUCUCCUCCCCGAACCAGCUCACCGUGGAGAAGACACCCGCCUACUUCACAUCGCCCAAAGUGCCUGAGAGAAUCCAUAGCAUGAACCCCGCCAUCCGCCUGCUGCUCAUCCUGAGGGACCCUUCGGAGCGCGUGCUGUCUGACUACACCCAGGUGUUGUACAACCACCUUCAGAAGCACAAGCCCUACCCGCCCAUCGAAGACCUCCUGGUGAGGGACGGCCGGCUCAACUUAGACUACAAGGCUCUCAACCGCAGCCUGUACCAUGCACACAUGCUGAAUUGGCUGCGUUUCUUCCCACUGGGCCACAUCCACAUUGUGGAUGGUGACCGCCUCAUCAGAGACCCUUUCCCUGAGAUCCAGAAGGUCGAAAGGUUCCUGAAGCUGUCGCCGCAGAUCAACGCCUCGAACUUCUACUUUAACAAAACCAAGGGCUUCUACUGCCUGAGGGACAGCGGCAAGGACCGCUGCUUACACGAGUCCAAAGGUCGGGCGCACCCCCAAGUGGAUCCCAAAUUGCUCGAUAAACUGCACGAAUAUUUUCAUGAGCCAAAUAAGAAAUUCUUCGAGCUCGUGGGAAGGACAUUCGACUGGCAUUGAUUUGCCAUCAGUUAGGCUCGGGACUUUCCCUGUUGUAACUUCUGGUGUACAUCUGAGGGCGGGGUGGGGAAAGAAUUUUAAAAAGGCGUUUAAGCUAUAAUUUAUUUGUAAAACCCACAAAGGACUUCUGUACAGUAUUAGAUUCACAGUUGCCAUAUAUAGUAGUUAUAUUUUUCUACUUGUUAAAUGGAGGGUGUUUUGUAUUGUUUUACAUGGUUGUUAACAUUGUGUAUAUGUCUCUAUAAUAUGAAGGAACUUAACUAUUGCACUGAAAAAAAAUUCUGAAGACGUCUUUUUUUUUUUAAUAUAAUUAACUUGCCUCCAAUCCAAAUAGCUGUCUGUUUGCACCCUUCUUGUCAAAUCUAUAUUCUUUUUCUGUUUAAAUUUUUUUAUUUGUAGUAUAGAUUUCUCUGCGUUCUGAAUUUGUUCUUUUAAUUUUUAAUGUCUCGCUGUGGUCAUCAGAUCAAGUUUCUACUUGCACUUUAAAUUUCCUCUUCACGGAGAGUCUCUUAUUUUUGGAAGUGACAGCUAUAUCCAUUCUCAGGUCAGCCUGCAUAUGGGUCUAACACCUGCGGCCCUCAUGUUGGUCUAACCCCUGUAGCCUGCAUGUGGGCCUAGCCUCUGUAGCCUGCAUAUGGGUCAAACCCCUGCAGCCUUUAUAUGGAUCUAACCUCUGCAGCUUGCAUGUAGAUUUAGCUCAUAUGAGUUUCAAGUGCAUAAGAUGGUACUGAGGACAGAAACACAGUUGAUAACUGCAAAGAAAUUCCCUAAGAUCCAAUUUCGUCUCGGAGGAUAUCUAUGUAUACCUCUGAUCUCAGCAAUGGGUGAAACCCCUAAUAAUAAGCAAGAUAACACCCUUGGAUUUCAAGAUGAAAGGCUAUAAACUUUGCCUUUUGGAGACAUUGGUUUCUGAAUAUCUACUUAAUAGAGAGAAGGAAACAGGCAAAGUCUCUUGGUGUGUGUCUGUCCAUUCUGUAGCUUGCAGGAGAAGCAGAGUAAGGGGUAGCCUCUGCUCACUCUGCCUGGCAUUUGUUUCCUGGGAGAUCAGUAUGCACCUAUGAUCUUCUAUUUUAUACUUAAAGACAUAUAAACAUGUAUGCUUCAAAUUCAGUUCCAACUUUAAAGACCUGGGUAGGAAAGAAAAUUGAAACUCCCAAGGGCUGAAGUUAAGCCAUGGAAAAGUCACAGCAGAAAGCCUGUGCAUCUGCGCACUUCAGUAAGAGUUUCGCUUCUCCCCAGAACAGCCUUUUAGCAGAAGCUGCUCACAACAGCCGGUUCUAAGCCUCUGGAUUGCCGUGCGCUUCUUGUGCAUACCUGUCAAUCAGCCUUUAAAUUAAACAAAGUAGACCCUUUCCGUAAGAAAGUCGCAUGUGGUCAUUACAGUAGGAGGGCAUACUCACCACCAGUAUGAAACCAUUUCCUGACAGUCUGUUCGGAAGGAAUGAAACACCAAUAGGCGCUAUUGAUUGUAUUCUCUAUCUAAUGCUCUCUGAAACUUCCUCCAAGCAAACUCAAGAUGAAGGGGUUAUUCUGGCAAGUUCAAAGACUAGAGAAUAAGCCCACAAGCCCGGGGGACUUGCUGAAGGUCAGUCACACUGUCAGGUUCUGAGCCCAGUUGUAGCCAAUGCAGGAGCAACCUGGUUCUCAUUUAUUUACUUCUACCCGGCUCUUUCUGAACUCUAAAGACAUAGCUCAAACUCAGAGGAAAUGUUUUUCUGACUUGACCUGACAUGUCUUUCCUGGUGCCAAAAGUCUUCCGCCCUAAGAGCAGUGUUUGAGCUAAAGGAAGAGAAAGGGGGAAACAAAAUAUUUCUCUUCUGAGGGAAAUGAGUCACGUUGGGUGUGCUAGUGGUCCCAACCUGACCCGACCGUUGUCUGGCCCACACCCCAUUCCUGACUAGGCUCUAUCAGCACAGAGGAUGCUCUCCUCUUCGGGACCCAUUAGGGUUGUCAUUCAACCAUUGCCUCCUCAGAAAGAGUAUUUAUAGCCGAUCUCUAUAGACUUUGUGAUAUGCAGGGCGCUUCCCUCUGCAGCGUAUCCUUGGGAUUUUAUGCCAUUUAACCUGAAGAAUGAGAGCACCCACAAAGGUUAAAUUAAGUUUCCAAAGCUGCCCGGCGAUGUUGUGAAUGAAAGGAGACACUAGUAGGAAUCCCUAGUGCCCAAGAAGAUGCCUGGGUGGAGAUGCUAUGAUUGGAGCCUGGUCUGCUACAUACAGGGGUGCUGGUUAGGAAUGCAGAAAGUUGGAACUGGUACCAGGGCUAAGUUUCAGCUGUUAGAACUAGCAUAGCUGAUGACGUGAGGUAACACACUGUAAGAUAUUAGUAAAUGUAAAUUCUUUUAAUUGCUUUGCUGGGGCACAAAAUAUUGACUUGGGGAAUCAUAUUCCUGCAUACCACCAGGGAAGAUACCAGGGCCCCAGUGGGUUAUCAGUACAUUCUAAGGAGCAAGGAAACAUCACUUCCUACUUUGCUCCAGGUAUCAUUCAAGCCUUCAGAGGAUGAUGCAAUGGACCCAUGGCCAUUCCUGUCAGAGCAAAAUGCAGUGAGGCAGGAGUCAAAUGGUAUUUGGUUCCUCGUAACUGUAUUGCAUGCCAAUCCUAUUAACAAAGACAGUAUCCUGAUGGGAGUUGUAGGUUCCUGCUCCAGCCAGGUCACAGUCACCUGAGAGUUCCAGAGAGGCAGCUGAGAUCUGUGGAGUCAAGCAUCACCUAUGGGGUUGGAUUCACACCUUCUUUGUUAUUCCAGAGUAAGAAUAGCAUCCAUAUUCCCUCCUUCAGGAAUCACGCAGUGUUAAAAUCCUGUUGAUAUGUGACUAUCAGUUAGUAGCCUGGAAAUUGAUUAGUUUAGGAAAAACUAUGAUAGGCAUCUGAGCUCAGGCUCCCUUGUUCUUUCUAUUCUCAGGAGAAGAGACAUGAGGGGUAGAAUAGGCCAGUGUCCAUCAUGUCUGUUGCUUAGAGAUGUGGGCACAAAGGUCAUUCUAUUUAUUAGAAUGACCUUUUUCUUAGUUCUAUUAUGUAGCAAGUGUGGUGUUAAUUCUUUAAAAGAAUAAAAAGAAAAUCCAGAGGAAAUAAUAGUCAUUGACUGUAUGGGGUUUUAAUAAGAACCAAAGUGUUAAGAAGGCAAGAGAAAGGGUCUUGAGUUGUGUACAGAUGGAACAGGACAAUAAGUUUGGCAUCAACUCAGCCACAUCCAUAGAAGUAAUCUGCUAGCCCACAUGAAAAGAAUGAAUGAGGAAUGAGAUAUGAGAUUUUCCUGAUUUUCAAUCCUUUCCUUCAUUCUUUUUUAGAAGGAAGAAAAAAUAUUACCUAAAGUUUGCAUUAGAGGUGUGGCAAAGCCACUUAAUUCAAGGAUCACAAAGACCCUGGCCUUUUGUAGGAAGACUUUGUGGAGGAAUUGCCCUGGAGCCAGAAAAUGAAAGCCAUUGAUGUUACCAAAGGGGAAAAUCCCACAUAAGGACAUCUCUUGAAUCAGAAAGUAGUGAUGGAGAAGGGAAAGGAGGUGGGAAAAGCACAGGAAAAGUCCUGUCUAACAAGUGGGUAGCUUGGAUUAAACACAUUAAACAACCAAGACAUAUCAGCCACCUAUAGCCACUGAAGCUAGUUUCCAAGAUGGAGGUGCUGAACACCUCACAGCCCCCCCCAUAUGCCUUUGACUCCUGUAUAGGUUUAUUGAUUACAUAAGAAUAACCAUCAUACUUACUAUGUGCUUGGUAUCUUAAAUAAAUUGCUUCUAACCUACAUGCAAACUCUGAGAGAUAAGAAAUAGUGCCCUAGUUUCAUAAAGAAGAAAUUCAAGAUCAGAGAUUAAAGGGCUUUCCUGUGAUGAAAGAGAAAGUUUUUAGUUCAUUUGCAUGUUUUUUAUAGUGUCCUAAAUCUAAUCAAUUUCCAUCCAACUCGUGGUGAGUAAAGGGAAGAAGUAAUACACAGACACCUGUCAAGAUGACGACAUCUAACACAGAAGUUAUAGGGUAUGAGGUUGGACACAGGAUGACACUGGAAAGUCACCUGGCAUAGAACCACACGUGAAGGAUGUCUUAAGGUGUGUUGCAACCAACAGAAAUUAAAAGGAAAAAAUAAAUCACUGAGCAUGAGAUAAAGGGCAGAAGUAGCCUUGAAUCUUCAGGUCACACUGGGGCCAAAAGAGCUCCAUUUUCCUCAAAUUCUACAGUUAGGUAAAAAGAAAGAAGAAGCAAUUAUACUAAGGAGACCUGGAUGUAGAUUCAUUUUGGGCCAUGUGACCUUCAGCUCAAAUUUUCAGAGCCUUAAUUUCUUUUUUGGUGAAAAUGGGUUAAUGUUUCACUCAGUUUGGGGGAAAAAUCAAUGAGAUGAAUUGGCAAGCCCAUCAAGCUGGUGCACACGUAUGGCUUAAUGGGGAACAAGGCUAAGGGGUUUAAGAGACAGACAGGCACUGAUUUAAAGCGGUCAGCAGAACCUCGCUGUCUUUGUUCAUUCAUCCACCUCCUAGCUAUGUGACUAUAGGCAUUGCUGUUAGUGGCCCAGGCAAUUCCUGUUUUCCAAUCCAUCUCCAUCUUCCAUCUCCCACAAAGGCAGACUAUUAACAACUAUACAGGAAUGCAUUCUUGAAGUUUUAGCCAAAGUCAUGUUACCUAGAGAUGGCUAUACCCCCUCUUGCUGGGAGCAAGUCACUAAUGUUUGACUGGUGUGUUGUGGAGGAGAGUGAGCUGGGGGGUGAUGGGGAAUGGCUCAGUUUCCAUGCCUCUGCACAGGUGACUUCACAGUACAAUGUCUAAUCAUGGCUCCUCCUGAAAUUAGCCUAGAUCCGAACUCCUAAAAAAAUUGCCUAUAUGUUUCUCCUCAUACUUUUCUCCUCCUGUCAUUGUGGUCAUUGCUUUUGCCACCACAUCAUCAGUAAAUGAAUCCCAGCUCAACUUUUGCUUCUAGGACACUCAGAUGGUUAGAUGUGCAUUCAUGUCUUAUUCUAUUUACAUAAUAUUUAGUAUGACCAGCCUAUAGACAUCAUUUUUCUAGUUAAAUACAGAGUAGAAAACAAGUCUAUCUUAUUGGUUAUCAUAUAGAAGGAUUAAUUAUUAUAACAGAUGAAAUUAUUAUCAAGUAACUCUUUUUUUUUUUGGAUUUUUAGACUACCAUCAAAACCCCAUCAAUGUAGUUUGGAAUGUUGGAACAUGCCUACAAUCCCAGCAUGUGUGAGUUUGAGGCAAUGGGAUCACUAGUUCAAAGCCAGCAGGAGCUACAUAGGGAGACCCCAUCUCAGGAAAGAAAAAAAGCAUUAUUACAUCAUUGUAAAACUUCAGGUUCCAGUUCACAAAAUAUUUCCGGGUCCUAUAGAGAAAAUUGCAUUGCUUUGAUUUAUUUCUGUCCCACUGUACAGUAAUCCUAUUCAUUUGCAAUGUUCCUUUCAGGGUCAGUACAGGGCUGAGCCUUCCUCUCGAGUCAACCUUGUGGUACUUUGCAUUGUGCUUGCCAAGGUAGGAGGUAGACAGAAAGUACUUGUUUGCGGCUUGGAUGAUGAAUCUUGUCUAGUUGUCAAUCUAAUGUGAAAAUUCUCUCCAUCACAUCCCAGUCUCACAGUGUGGCCUCCCCCUGGGAGUCCUUUAUUUGGUCCAGGAACUGCUAGGCACUUAACAAUAUGGUGUUUUAUUCAGUCCUCGAAAACCCCCGGGGAAAUAACCAAGCUGAGUCCUAUGUGUUUGCUUAUUAACAUAUCACCAGCAAAUAGUACAAUACUUGAUGUUGGAGUUGCAAAUGUUUAUAAACUAAACAAAUCCUUUUUCUGUCCAGCCUCCUUCUACCCUGCUAUACUCUUCUGCCUCUUGAAUAUUAAACUAACUGAUAAUUCAGUAUUCUCCUAGGCAACCCAUUAUGUUUUCAAACCGACCAUGGACAUUCAUACUUUCUAGACUUAUAUUCUCUAGCUUUUGCCUAUAGAUCCACUAAUGAAUAUUUCUUAAAUCCCAAAUAUCUGGGUUUAAAAGUUUUAAUAUUUAUUUAUUUGUGCAUUUUCUUAUCCAUUUACUGUGUGGGUGAGUAUGCAAUGUCACAUUUCCUAUUUGGAGGUCAGAAGACAAUUUGUGGGAGUCAGCUCUCUCUUUCUACCAUGUAGUUUCUGGGGAAUGAACUCUAAUCUUCAUACUUGGGGGCAAACAUCCUUAAACAUUAAGCCAUUUCAUCAGUCAAAAUUUAGAGCUUUAUAGUAGCCUUGUUUAUAGUUAAAUGAAUUUGGACAAAUUCCUUUAUUUCUCUGAAUUUCCAGUAGGAGAAAUAAUGCCUUUCCCACAAUGUCUCUGAGUAAUACUUGAAUAAUGGAUAAUUGAACACUUUUGAAGUCAUAAUUCCAUAAGCAUUAGGUAAAUCAUAUUUCAGUCUUUGUAGCAACUGACAGGCCUUUGUUGCCAUUAACCUUGUUUAUGCAUGAGGAAACCAGAGGACAGUGAUGGCAUUUGCCUAGACUCCUGUCUAGUAAGAAAGAACUAUAGCUCACGCCUUGGUAGUCUCUUGGGCUCCAGAACUUUCCCUUGGAUAGUCUCUAGGACACUUAAUCUCCAGAACUCUCCACUGGGUGGUCUCUAGGAUACUUGAUCUUCAGAACUCUCCCCUGGGUCGUCUAUAGCACACUUGAUCUCCAGAACUCUCCCCUGGUGGUCUCUAGUACACUUGAUCUCUAGAUCUCCAGAACUCUCCCCUGGUGGUCCGUAGCACAUUUGAUCUCCAGAACUCUCCCCUAGGUGGUCUCUAGAACACGCUUGAUCUCCAGGCUUCAUUCCAAAGAAGAAGAAGAGAGAUCCUUUGUCAGUGACAAAAGUAAGUGCAAAGAAGUCAAAGAGCUUGAAGAGCUCAAGACAAAUACCACUCAAAAGUCUCUUUUAGAAAGAAUUUUAGAAUGGCCCCAAGACACCCACCCCAUUGGUGUAUAUUUCUUGUUUAGCAACCUCCCCUCACAUCUCAGUAAUAUUUGAAAAGAUGUGCAAUUUAUUAUCUUAACUCUAUGUGGCAAAAGUAAUGGGAUGUGAUUAAGUAGACUAGUUCAGAAAUAGAGGGAGUAGGAGAUAAAGGACAGAGAGAUCAAUAUCACUGGCUUUGCCUUCAAUGCAUAACUAGACUCUGAGAAAUGAUAUAAUAAAGGACUGUUGUAAAUAGUAGUCUCUAAGAAUAUUUCUAGAAACAUUCAGCAGGGGUGUUUGCAAAAUUCUCAUUUUUCCAACAAUGGCAGGGAAAAAGAUACUUAUUAGAAAAUGUUCUGGCUAUAACCUUGUUUGCUUCUGGGAAGACUACCCCAGGGUAGGCUUGGAUUCCGGAGUCGCACUGAGCUAAUAGAUGUGUCUUGUUUUAACCUGCUAGUAUCUAGUAACAUUCUUACUUUUAUGUCAAUACAAAGUUGAGUCAAUUUUUCUAGUCCAUGCAAAUGGCUUAUGCUCUCUAUAUCAUCCUUCAAAACAAACAAAAUCCAUGUUUUUGUUGUUGUUACCAAAUAAAUAUAUGUACAUCAUAUAAUAACCAAAGUCUUCAUUUAUGAGUACUCACACAAAUUAUUGACAGCAUUCAUGCUUAUAUCCUUCUGAUUUUUUUCAACAUGAGACCCACACCACCUUGCGCUGUAUUUUUAUAUCUUUGAUCUUAUCACUCCCUGCCUAAUACAGGCAUGUGGCUCCAUACACUGCCUAUAGAAGCUAGUAUCUCAUCCAUGUCUUGAUAUAGAGCAGAAGUCCAGAUAGAAGUUUCCAGUUAAAGCGAAGUCCAGAUAGAAGUUUCCAGUUAAAGCUGUGCUUCUUGAUUAGUAGUGUUUUGGAAGUGAAGGUAGUUUCAGACUGACCUGGUUUACUUUCUAUUCACCUCUCUGUAGCAAGACACACUGACUCAGUGGCAAAUGCCCAAUCUCAUAGACCCGGGAAGUUAGAGGAGAGUAACUGGACACAUCUGACCUCACAGAGCCUCUCAUGUAAUCAGAUGUUGGCAACGAAAGAAAACACCCUCCUCUCCCCCAGCUCUCUCUCCCUCCCUUUCUUCCUCUUUCCAUUUUGCCAACUUGGGUGUGUCCAUAGCAUGACAGAACUAGGAUAAAAGGCAGACAUCACCUGUGGUUGGCUUGUUCUAGAGAGCUCCAAAAGAGAAAGUUAACAGACAAUGAAGCGAACAUGUCGUGACAUUCUGCUGUUCCAAAACUAGCAGCUGGGAUUCCGUAAGGGAAAGGACCAUACAAGGGGCUAAAUAAUAGGAGGUGUUGUUCAUGGGGGUCCAUUUAGAGAGGCUACCUGCUUAUUUGCCUACUACACAUUCUUUAACAAUAAAAUGGACAGCACACCUGCUUAGUGGAUCAUUGGUCAUACUUUAAGGGGGGAUUAAUAUAGGUUUAAGCUUUCAUGAUAUCAAAGUCCAUUACACUAAUGCAUGUUAUUAUAAGUCCUUGUGCCUCCUAUGUAAUUUCAGCAAUUUUGACCUCAGUCAUUUGACUCUUUUCAACCCAAUCCUUUGAUGAUAUUGAUGGUGAUUAAGUGAUUUUACAUAAAUCCAUCCACAACACCGAUAGAAUGCAGGCUUGUUGCUAUGUUGCUUCUUCUGCAAUUUUGCUGUGUGAUUCCACAGAGCCAUUUAAAGAACAGACACACUUAAAACAAAUUGCAGGUUGAAAGCUCCUUGGGAAACUGUGCUAUAUGGAAGAACACAGCCUGGCAGACCUACCACACUUCUUAGACAAUUUGUCAAACACUAAAAAGUGUUGCUGAGACUUUUAACACUGGAUAUUAAAAGCUAUGUAUGGCAUUCAAACGCGAAUGCAUGGCAGGUUCUAUUUCCAGCUUCCCAAUUUGGAAGUUCUAUCUUUAGCAGCAAUUUACAUUUUCCACACAAUUAAAGACUACCUAAUUCUGAUUUGCUCUUCAAGUAUACAAUUCAUCUGUAAUUUACAUCUUUUAUUUAUCUGUUAAUCCCCUCAGAAACACACAGCCACACACACGCACAAAAAAGAAAAUGCCAGGUUUUAAAUGUUGGCAAAAGAACUUAGAAACUGAGUGGUACUAGAAAAUAUGGACUAAGCAUCUCAGAGGAUCAGUUUGCCGGCAUGUUGAACAAAAAUUAGAAAUGACUCUAGCUCUUAAAGCCUACAAGCAUAUCCAGGAACACAGGUACAUCCAGCAUUUAUAUACUUAAUAGUAUUUAACAUACUUUCCAUCUAAAUGGUCCUUCAGUAGCAAUUUACAACUGGCAAUAUAGCAUUCCUUCAGCCAUAACUGAAACACCCUAAACACCAACAACAAUACAUCUAAAUUUUAUUUUUAAAAUGAACUGCGUCUCUACAUAUGCAUAGUCACAGAGAUUGAAUUAAGGUUCUGGGUAGUUGUGAUAUAGUCAGAAAAUGCAUACUAUAUUUUGGUCUCAUCUCUUUCUUGACUAGGAGUUUCUAAACUUUUGGAUUUCUUAAGUAUUAAGAAAAAUAAAGGAAAAACCUUUGGUUAAUCAUAAAAGGUCAUUCUUUAGUGUGUGCCAAUGAAAAGUCUUUGCAUUGGACAAUGAUAGGAUAGAAUACAGUUACCAGAGGGGCCAGCCUUGUCACUAGAAGUUGUGAGUUUCCUCCCACUACCACUACUUUGGCCUUCUAGGUUACAGACAGCAGGCAAUGAAGGUUGAAUUAUAUGUUCAACAAUUUAAUUAACUGGAGUCUCCUGAGCAAAACUUCUGUAACAGUAUAAAAAAAUUGACCCAAGCAAAUAGAAUCUCGAGAGGCCCUGAGCUCAUGGAGAUGUGAAAGCCUUGGGUGGGACUUGCAACAAUUACAUGGAAGCUUCUUGACCCUAUGUCAUUCCUUUCUUUGCCUGUUCCCAAACUGUAUCGUUGGUAAUAAACUGUUAAUC
This is a messenger RNA of Microtus oregoni (creeping vole), 11404 nucleotides long. RefSeq names its product heparan sulfate-glucosamine 3-sulfotransferase 1 (gene Hs3st1). Gene Ontology annotation, molecular function: [heparan sulfate]-glucosamine 3-sulfotransferase activity. NCBI's taxonomy places the organism in Eukaryota, Metazoa, Chordata, Mammalia, Rodentia, Cricetidae. The transcript is spliced from 3 exons. The record is from RefSeq and is a predicted model, not a curated record. The coding region runs from base 646 to 1581 and encodes 311 amino acids.